AUGAGCGUUCAUAAACAAGAAGACGAAGACCGCCAACAAGCCAGCAGCUCCUCCUCGAUGGCGCCUCCUCCCGCUAAGGCUAAAGACACCUUUCCAUUAACGAAAUGGGAUCUUCAAAAGUCUCCGAUCCCAGACAUCGGUUCAGGGCCAUUUUUUGAUAAGUCAGACAUGCGCACCAUCCGCACCCUCACUCACAGAGAAAUCGACUACAUCAAGAACAUGCUACUGCGACUUAUCAGGAAAUUGUACCGCAAGGAGGACGCGGACAUAUCAGUCUCACAACUGAUAGAUCUCGCCGAGACCACCGGUUUCGACGAACUCAACGACUACCCCGUGCCAGUGCGAUACUGGCAGUCCAUCCGAGGAAUCAGAGACUACUACCGCUACGACGGUCAAAACCUACCCGAGCCUUCUGAUACAGCUUGCCAUUUCGCGUGGCAUAUGACUCAGGAGAACAAGGCCCAUCUUCGUAGAAGAUGGACUGAAGCUUUCGAACUUGCAUACGGCUUCACCAUUGACGAGUUGGCUUCUCAAGGUAAUCCAUCUAGGGGCUUCCCAGACGCUCCAAGACAGUCCGACUGA
This is a messenger RNA of Trichophyton benhamiae CBS 112371, 582 nucleotides long. RefSeq lists its product as uncharacterized. The record is from RefSeq and is a predicted model, not a curated record. The coding region runs from base 1 to 582 and encodes 193 amino acids. The transcript has 3 exons. Lineage: Eukaryota; Fungi; Ascomycota; Eurotiomycetes; Onygenales; Arthrodermataceae.